AUGCUGUUGAGCCUUCGUCUUUACAGAAGGGUGGAAACGGCUGCUGAACCUCCAGUCCAGGAGGAGGUUUCCAUCUAUUUCUCUGAGGCAGAGUGGGCCCUGCUGGAUCCAGGACAAAGAGCUCUGUACAAGGACGUCAUUCUGGAGAACUAUGGGAAUGUGGCCUUUCUUGAAGCCAGAACUGUGGUGGAGACAAAGAAGGGCCUCGUGUCCAAAAAAAGGCAGGAGAGUUCCUCAAGAGAUUCCCAAGAGCAUAUUUCCUUCCGAAAUAAGCUGGCUGAGAAUGCUUCAGAUUCGCACCUCAGGCCACGAUUGAUUCCCAUGAGUAAACCCAACCCACUUCAGUCCAAGAGCCAGAGUGCUGGGUUAUGGCUUGGUGGAUCUGGGUUCAAAUCCACAGUAGGCCUGGAAGCUCUUUGGAUGCCUUUUAGUCAGUGACGCUCUCAGGCGAACACACCUUGCAAGAAUUAAAUCCUUGUGGAGGAGGUGUCUUUGAA
Heteronotia binoei (common prickly gecko) is the source of this 497-nucleotide messenger RNA. Its product is annotated as KRAB domain-containing protein 5-like. Bases 1 to 438 code for a protein of 145 amino acids. The transcript has 4 exons. The record is from RefSeq and is a predicted model, not a curated record. Gene Ontology annotation, biological process: regulation of DNA-templated transcription. NCBI's taxonomy places the organism in Eukaryota, Metazoa, Chordata, Lepidosauria, Squamata, Gekkonidae.